GACUCUUGCAUUUCGGUGUAGAGUCUAAGAGACAGUGUCACAUCCGAAAAGACCUAAAGUGUGUCUUUUCCCGGAAGAGAAUACUGGAGGGUCCCUCCCGCGGGGUUAUACUACCUAAAUCACAAAAUCGCUGACUUUUCCCUGUGGCUUUUUCCGCCCACCUCGCUCCAGUCGCCUUUUGGUUUGUUUGGGUUUUGUUAAAGGGUGAAAUGCUAAGCCCCGCCUACCGUCGUAAGUGGCCUGUCACUCCGUCCCGCUGUGCGGUCGUGAUUGGCCAGCAGGACAGGUCGUCCGGCCCCACCCCCCCUUCCCUUUGCCGCGCUCCAGGUCUCGGGUUUUAGCCCAAGGUGGAGAGCGGGAUUCCAGCGGGCGGCGCUUGGAGCAGGUGGAGAGGCAUCCUCUUUCCCGCUGUUGCUGCUCUUCUUCCUCCAAUCCUGGGUCUCAGUCAGGGAAGGACGAACAUUCUUCCUUUGCUGCUGGAGCUUUAGAGAAUUGUUGCCCAGCACCUAGGCACUUCAGAUAUUUCAUCUCACUCGUUUUUGUAAUUUCACUCUAAAAAUCACCUGCACAUUUAUAACCCUGUGACUCUCCCCUUCUGCUCAAUGCUGAGAAGGGGUCCGCAUACUGCAGGGAGCUGUCUAAGGUGCUGAAGCUUCCCAAGCAUCAGUCUACACCAACACCAUGCGGGGUUAGAUUGCACAUUUUAUUCUGUCUUUCUGGUUCCCCAUGCCUUGGAUAAGACUAUUUUCAGGAUCGUGAAUAUCUCUCCGUAUCAUGGCCCACGUGAGACACUUUCGGACAUUAGUUUCGGGAUUUUACUUCUGGGAAGCAGCACUGUUACUCAGUUUGGUUGCCACAAAGGAAACAGAUAGUGCAAGAUCUCGAAGUGCUCCAAUGUCACCUUCUGAUUUUCUGGAUAAAUUAAUGGGGAGGACAUCAGGAUAUGAUGCAAGAAUCAGACCCAAUUUUAAAGGCCCUCCAGUUAAUGUCACAUGCAACAUAUUCAUCAACAGCUUUGGCUCUAUCGCAGAGACGACCAUGGAUUACAGAGUGAAUAUCUUUCUUCGCCAGAAAUGGAAUGAUCCCCGCCUCGCGUACAGUGAGUAUCCUGACGACUCUUUAGACCUCGACCCCUCCAUGUUGGACUCCAUUUGGAAACCUGAUUUAUUCUUUGCCAAUGAAAAGGGUGCCAACUUUCAUGAAGUCACUACAGACAACAAAUUGCUAAGAAUUUUCAAAAAUGGAAAUGUUCUUUAUUCAAUAAGAUUAACAUUAACACUUUCCUGUCCAAUGGAUCUCAAGAAUUUUCCCAUGGAUGUACAAACAUGUAUAAUGCAACUGGAAAGCUUUGGGUACACAAUGAAUGAUCUCAUUUUUGAAUGGCAAGAUGAGGCACCUGUACAAGUGGCAGAAGGACUCACUUUGCCCCAGUUUCUGUUGAAAGAAGAAAAAGACUUACGAUACUGCACUAAACAUUACAAUACAGGAAAGUUUACGUGUAUAGAAGUGCGAUUCCAUCUGGAGCGACAAAUGGGAUACUAUCUGAUCCAGAUGUACAUUCCCAGUCUCCUAAUCGUUAUUCUAUCCUGGGUUUCGUUCUGGAUCAACAUGGAUGCGGCACCGGCCAGGGUAGCUCUGGGGAUAACCACUGUGCUGACGAUGACGACACAGAGUUCAGGAUCACGAGCUUCCUUGCCAAAGGUUUCAUAUGUCAAAGCUAUUGAUAUUUGGAUGGCAGUAUGCCUCCUUUUUGUGUUUUCAGCACUUCUGGAGUAUGCAGCUGUAAAUUUUGUAUCAAGACAACACAAAGAACUUCUGAGAUUUCGACGAAAGAGAAAGAAUAAGACAGAAGCUUUUGCAUUGGAGAAGUUUUACCGUUUCUCAGAUAUGGAUGAUGAGGUAAGGGAAAGCCGAUUCAGCUUCACAGCCUAUGGAAUGGGACCAUGUCUACAAGCAAAGGACGGCAUGACUCCAAAGGGCCCCAACCACCCUGUCCAGGUAAUGCCAAAAAGCCCUGAUGAAAUGAGGAAGGUCUUUAUCGACCGGGCCAAGAAGAUUGACACCAUCUCCCGAGCCUGCUUCCCAUUAGCUUUUUUGAUUUUUAAUAUUUUCUAUUGGGUUAUCUAUAAAAUUCUUAGGCAUGAAGAUAUUCAUCAGCAGCAAGAUUAAGUCUCUGGGGGCAUGCAAGUGCAAAUGGUCACUUCAGAAGAAAGUGUCUCUGCCAUAGCUGUGUAUGUGUAUAUGUGUGUGUGGUGGAUAAAUGAUGACCAUUGUAUUAAAAUGGCAUAUGGAAAAGAUUCGCAUUUUGGUUAGCUAUGCAAAGUCAUGAGAGAUAAGAUUCUUUUAAUGAAUAUAAAAUAUUUAUUAGGGGAUUCUAUUUCAUAUUAAUUCUAGGUGAUUUGUUUUUUCACAGUAAACCAUGUAAGUGGAAGCUUUACUGCCAAUGUGUUUAUAUGUUAUAUAAUAUCUCAUAAUAACAGACACGAAAACUACUUUGGAAUUCCUUAAUUUAUAAUUCAAUGCUAUUAAAUCAUACAAAAGCAAAUUUUGCACAGUAAAUUUUAUGAAAGGAAAAGGGAGAAAUUAUAAAGCUAAUAAAAACCAAUAAUUUGAGAUUUAAAACUAUUUUCUUAUAGUAUAAUUAUGAAAUGGGAAAAUAAUUAGUUACAGUGGGAAAUUCACUCAUAUUAAUGGAGGAUUGUACAUAUAAAUACUAUUUAACCAAUAUAUGUAAUUUUGAAAAUUUUUAAAUAAGAGCAUGAAAAGACUUCAAUGGUUUGGAAUACUAAAUUUAAUUGUUUAGAAUAAUAAAUUUUCCUCUGUGCAAAUUUAAAACAAAUAACAUAAGAGAUCGUGUUACAGUCACAAUCUACUUUUCUUAAACUUUAUAUCUCUAGGAAUGAAGGUGGAAAUAUGGAAAACAACUUUGUUUUCAAAUAAGUAUUAUAGUUGUGUAUUUUUAGUUAUUGCCAAACAUUGAACAAUUCAAGCCAGCACCUUGUUUUUGUUAGACUUUUAAUAGCUGCUUAACUGUGUGUGAUUGUGUUUAAUAAUUUGAUAUAACUGAACAAAAUUCAGUAAGACUUUUAUAUUUUAGUUUAGAACGUGACUUUAAAAUUCAAUGGGAUUAAAGUAUUUACAUUUUGAUAAAAAUGAGUACAAUGAAAACAAAAA
Messenger RNA from Chlorocebus sabaeus (green monkey), 3174 nucleotides. RefSeq names its product glycine receptor alpha 3 (gene GLRA3). Gene Ontology annotation, cellular component: plasma membrane; postsynaptic membrane. Gene Ontology annotation, biological process: chloride transport; monoatomic ion transmembrane transport. Gene Ontology annotation, molecular function: transmitter-gated monoatomic ion channel activity; extracellularly glycine-gated chloride channel activity; transmembrane signaling receptor activity. NCBI's taxonomy places the organism in Eukaryota, Metazoa, Chordata, Mammalia, Primates, Cercopithecidae. The record is from RefSeq and is a predicted model, not a curated record.